AUGGGGGACUUCAAAAAGUCUCCAACUGAAUUGCCGGCCCCGGAGAUCGACUCUUCAGCGCUCGCCUACAUCAACUCGUGGCAAACGCCCGGCAACCUGACGUUUGAGGGUGUGAUCCAAAGUGACCCUUGCAAUCUCAUUCGGGGCUUCAAAGUGACGUUAACGAAUUCGUCAAAAGGCUAUAACGACACCGUGAUUGAGGUGCCGAAACAAGACACCUUUCUGGUCCUGGACUGCAAAACGGUUGACGUGUUCCAGACGCUGCGAACGACCGCCUUAACUGUCGACGGAAAAGAGUUAACUCCGAACUUUCCGAGCUUUGAUCCAGUUUCCACUAAUGAUGACUACAGCAAGAUAUACGAUCGAACUAUCCAGUCCUGCUUGUAUAGCAUGGGAGGUGCUAGCAUUUCCAGCUUCAACAACACCGACUUCUGUGCUAGUCGCGGGUUGCGAACUUUCGGAGAGGAGCUCUACCUGAAAAGCCUGGCGGCGCCCGGUGUUCUCAAUGAAAGCUUUUUGGUCGAUCUGAAGUUCUACCCCGCUAGCGGCGAGUGGAAGUGGACCAGCAGCAUGAACGUCCUGCCAUUCAAUGCCAGCCAUUGGUGGUCCGGUUAUAUGCAACCCACGACCAAGUGGUGCGCUACGUACAAUCGGGCUACUUUGCAGCUGGCUGACCUUUCGUGUUCUUCAGGCGCUUCUGUCGCUUGUGUUGGCUAACACUGGCCUUCCGCGCACUGGAGACUUGUGGAAAUUAGAGGCCAUGUGUGUGCACCCAGGCGGCCAUGUAUGGGUGGCCAGCGAUUAUCCGCCGGCGUCUCCUCAAGGAAGACGGACAUCGCGUCUCUUUGAGUGGUCGUCGCAUGUAGCUUACAUGGCUCUAAGUCCUCGAAUUCUAGUUUAAAAAUUUUAAACACUUAUUUGUAUACUUGACCUGUUCAUGUUUAGUCUUUUUGUGACGAUUUACCCAUUAGAUUGCUUUUCUUUUUUUUUUUACUUAAUAUUUUGGGCAAACUUAUGACAUCUUGCCCAGGGUAGAGUAAUGAUACUGAAUAAGGGCCAUAAAAUGAGGCUGUAAAUCAUCUGA
This is a messenger RNA of Hyalella azteca, 1084 nucleotides long. RefSeq lists its product as uncharacterized. The coding region runs from base 1 to 717 and encodes 238 amino acids. The record is from RefSeq and is a predicted model, not a curated record. NCBI's taxonomy places the organism in Eukaryota, Metazoa, Arthropoda, Malacostraca, Amphipoda, Hyalellidae. The transcript is spliced from 6 exons.